AUGCAGAACUCUGUGCCAGAGGGGUCCAGUGGAAUGAAUGAGUUCAUAGACCUGCAGUCCCAGCAGCCCCCUGGCUCACAGAAUUAUGGAGCUAUUGCACCAACUACAAGUACUGCUCAGUUCUUACAGACACCAGGAAACAUUUCAGCAAAGCGAUCUUACCUAGCAGUUGGUGUGCUGUGCUAUAUUAACUUACUCAACUACAUGGAUUGGUUUAUUGUACCAGGGGUGCUGGUAGAUAUAACGAAGUACUUCAACAUCAGUGAUAGCAGUGCAGGCUUACUGCAGACAGUCUUCAUCUUCUGUUUUUUGCUGUCUGCACCCUUCUUCGGAUACCUUGGUGACCGGUACAACAGGAAAGUCAUCCUCAGUGCUGGUAUCUUCCUCUGGUCAGGUGUGACGUUAGGCAGCUCAUUCAUCACUGAAUCGUACUCCUGGAUAUUCUUCUUUUCACGAGGAUUUGUUGGCAUCGGCACAGCCAGUUACUCCACCAUAGCGCCUACCAUCAUUGCGGACCUGUUUGAGAAGGACCAAAGGACCUGUAUGUUGUCUGUCUUCUAUAUCUUCAUCCCAGUUGGAAGUGGUCUUGGUUAUGUUCUGGCAUCUAGUGUAACACAGGCUGCUGGCCACUGGCAUUGGGCAUUCAGGAUAACUCCUUGCAUGGGUGUUAUAGCAGUGGCUCUUCUGAUUCUACUGGUCCCUGAUCCAACCCAGGAUGCAGCUGAAGGAGAUGGAGGCGAGAGCAUCACUAGCACAACUCAGGGAGCAGAUAAGAAGCCUGGUGCCCAGAGUACUGACAGCUCGACCUGGUGUGAAGAUGUCAAAUCCCUCAGCAAGAACCAAAGUUUCAUCUGGUCCUCAUUGGGUGUGACAGCGAUGGCCUUUGUGACUGGAGCCCUGGGAUUAUGGGUACCACUGUUCCUUGACAGGGCUCAGGUAGUCCAUGACCUUGUACCUCCAUGCCUUCAGGAGCCAUGCAAAUCUCCCAACAGCCUAAUAUUUGGAGGAAUUACCAUCGUGACGGGAAUUGUUGGUGUCAUCACUGGGGCAGGAGUUGCAAGAAGAUAUAAGAAGAUAAACGCUAAGGCCGACCCUCUUAUCUGUGCUGUGGGCAUGUUGUCCUCUGCCCCAUGUCUCUAUCUGUCUAUCAUGCUGGCCGCGCGGAGCAUCCUUGCUACUUACAUUUUUAUUGCACUUGGAGAAUUUUUUUUAGCCUUAAACUGGGCCAUUGUGGCGGACAUACUACUGUAUGUGGUGGUACCAAAGCGCCAGUCAACAGCUAUUGCCUUGCAGAUUUUCGUGAGCCAUUUGCUGGGAGAUGCAGGCAGCCCAUACCUCACUGGAGUGAUCUCUGAUGCUCUCCAGACCAGGCAGACUGACUCACACCUGGGCGCCUUCCGGAGCCUGCAGUACAGCUUCAUCUUGUGCGUCUUCAUUGGUGUCCUUGGGGGAGGCUUUUUCCUCCUGACAGCCCUUCAUGUUGAGGAAGAUCGUAAGGAAGCCCAGCAACUUUGCAGAGGUAUUGAGAACCAAGGCUACAUUUCAACUGAAGAUGGACUCCAGGAUGAGCCCCUCAAAGCAUGA
Molecule: messenger RNA, 1584 nt
Organism: Emys orbicularis (European pond turtle)
Lineage: Eukaryota; Metazoa; Chordata; Testudines; Emydidae
Gene: SPNS3
Product: SPNS lysolipid transporter 3, sphingosine-1-phosphate (putative)
Exons: 12
Coding region: 1-1584 (527 amino acids)
Biological process (GO): transmembrane transport
Cellular component (GO): membrane
Molecular function (GO): transmembrane transporter activity
Source: RefSeq, a predicted model, not a curated record